This is a messenger RNA of Dentiscutata erythropus, 321 nucleotides long. NCBI's taxonomy places the organism in Eukaryota, Fungi, Glomeromycota, Glomeromycetes, Diversisporales, Gigasporaceae. The record is from the annotation of a GenBank genome assembly.
AAGGGAAAUAUGAUUUAGAUUUUAAAAAUCCUAAUUCAGAUGAAACCAAAUGGAUUUCAGGUCAUCAAUUGAGUGAUUUAUAUAAUGAAUUUAUUCAACAAUAUCCAAUUGUUUCAAUUGAAGAUCCUUUUGAUCAAGAUGAUUGGAGUGCUUGGAGUCAUUUAACUGAUAAAGUUAAUAUUCAAAUUGUUGGUGAUGAUUUGACUGUUACUAAUCCUGAAAGAAUUCUUACGGCAGUUGAAAAGAAAGCUUGCUGGGGAGUAAUGGUAUCUCAUCGUUCUGGUGAAACUGAAGAUACCUUUAUUGCUGAUCUUGUAGUAG